Messenger RNA from Paramecium primaurelia, 676 nucleotides. The record is from the annotation of a GenBank genome assembly. NCBI's taxonomy places the organism in Eukaryota, Ciliophora, Oligohymenophorea, Peniculida, Parameciidae.
AUGGAAGAAAUGAAAUUUUCACAUAGAUCUUAAUCAUUAACUGUUUUAUAAAGUGAAAUAUACUCUAGAUUCCUUGAUAUGCAUGAAGAAUUGUCUAAAUCUUCUAAAAAUAUUAACUAUCUUAUAAAUCAUAGUCUUAAACAAUUAGAAAGUAAUUAAGAGGAGGCUAGAUUUAGUUUUUCUGCUAAUUCUUAAAAUCAACAAGAACUUAAUUCUUUUGAAGAAAUGGUUAUUGAAGAAGAAUUAGAUUUAGAAACCCAACCUUCUAAUAAUGAAAGAGAAUCAAUUUUAGAAAAUAAAAUUAAAAUCUAUGAAUCUGCACUUAAUACAUUUUAAUAUGAAAACUUCAAAAAAGAUUAAGAAAUUAUUAGACUCCAAAAUUUGUAAUAAUUCUAUCAAUUAAUAUAGAUUGAAUGAUUAAAAUAUAUAACACACUAUUUAGAAUCCAGAUGAAAUUUAUUAAGAAUAAAGUGUUAUUAGAUAAUAAUUAUAAAUUCUUGAUGAUUAAUAAGAUUAUUUAUAAGAAUAGAAAGACCUUCAUAAGAAAAUGAAAGAAUGGGAAGACUUAAUCACAAAAUAAUAAGACUUAAUAAAUUCUCAAAAAUUGGAAAUUAGUCGAUUAAAAAAUAUAAAUUCAUACUUGCAUAAAUCUAUUGAAAAACUAUAAACAUUUUGA